AUCCUGAUGAUGUGCUGUGACCGUUCAUGAGUAUUCGUGAAACAGGUGUUGCUAAGCUGAUAUUCGUCAGAAUGGCUCUUCCUCUUCCUCUGAUCUUUCUGCUCAUGAUUCACAGGGUUUCUAGUGCUGAUUGGGGUGUGAGUUACAGUCAUUCACACAUCUGUGCACUAAAGAACUCAUCAGUGAUAAUGAGCUGCACUUAUACAUACCCUACUGGAUAUCAGAUCAUGAAUGUGUUUUGGACCAAAAGCCCUAUAAAAGUGGGUGAAGAGUAUCCAGAUCUGUCUGAGGACCCUGAAUACAGUCAGAGGCUUCAGUAUCUGGGAGAUAAACAGCAGAACUGCACCAUCAGACUGAAUCAUGUGACACAGAAAGAUUCACACAUGUACUAUUUCAGAUUCACAACAAAUGUAACGGAAGGAAGAUGGACUGGUCAUCCAGGAGUGUCUCUUAUUGUCACAGAUCUUCAGGUGGAGUCUCCUGAGAGAGUGACAGAAGGAGAUUCAGUCCGUCUGACAUGUAAAAGCAGCUGCACUCUGACUGACAGAGCAACAUUCAUCUGGUACAGAAACUCACAGCCAUUAACUGAGAGAAGAGACAGAAACAAUGAACUCCUGCUGCAGUCAGUCAGAAGAGAGGAUGCAGGCAGAUAUAGCUGUGCUCUACAUGGACACACUUACAUCUCUCCUGCUGUUCAUCUCAAUGUCAUGUAUGCACCAAAGAGUGUCUCAGUGUCCAUUAGACCAUCUGCUGAAAUAGUGGAAGGUGAUUCAGUGACUCUGAUCUGCAGCAGUGAUUCAAACCCACCUGCUCUGAACUUCAGCUGGUUUAAGGAGGAUGAAUCCUCAUCUGUUGGAUCUGGACAGAGUUUCAGUGCACUACAGAGUGGACGCUUCUACUGUGAGGCUCACAAUCAACAUGGAUCUCAGAGAUCAGAUGCUGUUACUGUCACUGUUAAAGGACGUCUGGUGAUAUUGUACAUGUCCAUUGGAGUGGUUUGUGGAGCUGCAGUUAUCAUCACAAUGUUGCUGAUUUUGUAAGACUUGUGUAGUAUUUGAUUGCAGGUUCUUAACCUAAUUUAUAACUUAUAUAGUAAAAGGAAAAAUCUAAUUGUAACUUUCUACAAAUUUUGUUAAAAAUAUCUUUUUCAUCUGAGAAAUCAAAUGGAAUUAAAUGAGAACAACGGCAGGUUGAACAAUUAAAUAUUAUAGAAAUGCAUUUGAGUCCAGUAUUUUUUACUAUAGCAUAUUAAUUUUCUACUUUUUUGUGUAACAUAUUCACUUCUUUUAAGGAGAAGCAGAAUGAAAAAGAGAAAAGACACACUCAAAACUCAGGUGAGAAAAAUGAGUUUAGUAACCAAUAGUCUCAUCAGUAAAUUAACUAGUAACCAAGGGACUAAAA
This is a messenger RNA of Labeo rohita (rohu), 1401 nucleotides long. Its product is annotated as B-cell receptor CD22. The transcript has 6 exons. The record is from RefSeq and is a predicted model, not a curated record. The coding region runs from base 27 to 1040 and encodes 337 amino acids. Lineage: Eukaryota; Metazoa; Chordata; Actinopteri; Cypriniformes; Cyprinidae.